AUGAUACAAUCCGAGGUCUUCAUAUUCAACAUCGGCAAAGACAGCCGCAGAAGAAGUUUCUCAGUGCAUUCCAAAGUCGUCGCUGCAACAUCUUCGUAUUUUCGGGCGCUUGUCAAUAACGGCAUGGUGGAGUCGUGCACGAAGACAGUCGAGUAUCCUGACGUUGAACCUGAAGACUUUGCCCGCUUUAUUGAGUAUGCAUAUCGCAAUGACUAUUGUGUCCCUACAUGGGUGCAUGAAAAAACGGACGAGAAAGACAAGGCGUUGCCUGUUCGAAAACCCACAGUAAUCGAAGAACCGAACCAGAGGGCAGCAUCCCUUUUUGGCCAGUCUCCUCCACACAGCUGGUUUGGCCUGCAUUCAACACCACUCUCUGGCCAGCCUGCUCGACAAGCCGGAUUCGGCCAGCCUUCUCCAACGCCCCUCUUUGGCCAGUCUGCUUCACAGGCCGGGUUUGGCGGGGAUUCUGUACGCGCUCAUUUUGACACACGCAGUUACCUCGCCGCAGAGGAUCCCAGGACAGUCAUGCUCGUGACCUUCGAGCCCAAGCACAACACCGCACCCAAUCAGGAUUUCACACCAGUGUUCCUAGGACACGCACGGCUAUACACAUUUGCUUGUAUGCGUGGAGUCGAUCCGCUCAGACGCUUGACACUACACAAGCUCCACCGAACACUACUCGGCUUCCAGCUCUACUCGCGACGCGUAUGGGACAUUGUUGAGCUUGCAAGAUAUGCAUACAAUCAGGGUGAAGACAGAAAAGUCGACGGCACAAAGGACGAAUUGAGACAGCUAGUGCUCGAGUACAUUGUACGCGAAGUGACGGUUUUCGGAAAGCAUCCAGCCUUUCUACUUCUACUGGAGGAAGGCGGAGAGUUUGUCGUCGACUUUUGGAGUCUGGUGUCCAAGGAGAAGAUUUGA
This is a messenger RNA of Bipolaris victoriae FI3, 921 nucleotides long. RefSeq lists its product as hypothetical. Gene Ontology annotation, molecular function: protein binding. The record is from RefSeq and is a predicted model, not a curated record. NCBI's taxonomy places the organism in Eukaryota, Fungi, Ascomycota, Dothideomycetes, Pleosporales, Pleosporaceae. The coding region runs from base 1 to 921 and encodes 306 amino acids. The transcript is spliced from 2 exons.